Messenger RNA from Aegilops tauschii subsp. strangulata, 935 nucleotides. NCBI's taxonomy places the organism in Eukaryota, Viridiplantae, Streptophyta, Magnoliopsida, Poales, Poaceae. The record is from RefSeq and is a predicted model, not a curated record.
AAUUUAUUGUUCAUGUGGACGAAGAACUUUCUCAUGUUCCUCAAGCAUACCACAACAAGAAACCUGGUAUGACGACAGUAGUUGAACCUGGCAAGGUGGACUGGCAGAUAAUGGUGAAAAAUUUGCGUUACCAUGGGUACAAACGGGAAGCAGAUUUGUACUACAUCAAGCCUGGGUGCGUACCACCUGAAGGAAUGGUACAGAUGUCAGGCCAGCAUGACGUCGAUGAAAUGUUGCACGCUUUAGAAGGGAUAAAGAAAUGUCAUUUGUACAUUGUGAAGAAUUGUGCAUUCUUAGAUAAUAGCGAUGAUGACAUGUCUGAACAGGACAUGUCCGAAGAAGACAUAUAUGCAUGUGGGUACAUGGAUAUCGGCGAGAGGGACUUGGGCGAAUAUGGGUCAUCGCCCAAAAGGAAGAAACUUGCAGAUAACAAUCCGAAGAAGGCAUUGGAUUUCGGCAGCAGUGACGAGCCUCUUCAGUAGGCUUUUGGUUUUUCUACAAUUUCAAGCUUUAUAGCUGAACUAUUGUCCCAAGUAGUUUUUUCAUUAUUUUCGAACCAACAAUCACUUCAUUGAAGUGACAAUUGUGAGACUAUGUUUACAAUAAUAGGCUUUCAACUUUGAGUUGUUGCUCAAUUUUUAGAUGAAAGGUUCCUUUGCUGCCCGCACACUUAAUUGUGGCUUUUACUAUUUUUGUAUUGCAUGUGCUGCACUAGUCCAAACCAGUUUUAUGUUCAUAACGUCAAUUAAACGAGGGACUCCACUUGAAAUCAGUGGCGGAGCUUCAAAGAAAUCUUAGGAGGGGUGAAGCUACAUUUUCUAUGGUUCGAGGGACUCCAAGUAUGAUCUACAUCGACUCAUCUUCUUCCGCUGCAACUCGGAGUCGGUAACGAUCGCACUCAAACCGUUGAUGCAUCUUCAUGUUAUUCCUGGGUG